Messenger RNA from Brassica napus (rape), 1593 nucleotides. RefSeq names its product protein CUP-SHAPED COTYLEDON 3-like. Gene Ontology annotation, molecular function: DNA binding. The transcript is spliced from 3 exons. The record is from RefSeq and is a predicted model, not a curated record. Gene Ontology annotation, biological process: regulation of DNA-templated transcription. NCBI's taxonomy places the organism in Eukaryota, Viridiplantae, Streptophyta, Magnoliopsida, Brassicales, Brassicaceae. Bases 172 to 1137 code for a protein of 321 amino acids.
UCUCUCUCUCGAUUUAAGGUGCCAUUUUGUAUAUAAAUAUAUAAUAUUGCACACAAUCAGGUUAUACUCACCAUCACCUUUUGCAUCGUUGCUCUCUUUGUUCUCCUUUUCCGUGUCUCUUCGAGUAACAAGACUUUAAACAGUCUCCUUUUCAGUUACAAUAAUUAAACGAUGAUGCUUGCGUUGGAAGAUGUGUUGAGCGAGCUCGCUGGAGAAGUAAACGACAGAGGAUUACCACCAGGCUUCCGGUUUCACCCGACGGACGAAGAGCUCAUAACUUUCUACUUAGCUUCCAAAGUCUUCCAUGGACGUCUCUGUGGCAUUCACAUCGCUGAAGUUGAUCUCAAUCGCUGCGAACCUUGGGAACUUCCAGAAAUGGCGAAGAUGGGAGAGAGAGAGUGGUACUUUUACAGUUUAAGGGAUAGGAAGUAUCCGACGGGGCUAAGGACUAAUAGAGCCACUACUGCUGGAUACUGGAAGGCCACCGGGAAAGAUAAGGAGAUAUUUUCCGGCGGCGGUGGAGGAGCGCUUGUUGGGAUGAAGAAGACGCUGGUGUUCUACAAGGGAAGGGCUCCACGUGGUCUCAAGAGUAAGUGGGUCAUGCAUGAGUAUCGCCUCGAAACCGACCUUUCACACCGCCACACUUGUAAGGAGGAAUGGGUGAUGUGCAGAGUGUUUAACAAAACAGGAGACAGAAAGAAUGUUGGAAUCCAUAACCAAAUCAGCUACCUCCAUAACACUUCACUAUCAACAACACAUCAUCAUCUUGAAACUUUACCUUCUCUUCUUGAACCUUCCAAAACCCCAACCAACUUUCCACCGCUACUCUACUACGAUGAUACACACCAAAAUUACAAUAAUAACCUACUCCAUGGAAUAUCAGGCCACAAUGUCGACGAGCUCAAAGCUCUAAUCAACCCUGUCGUGUCUCAGCUCAACGGAGUACUCUUCUCUCCUGAAAACAACUACUACAACAACGACGAAGACGACAACUUCGGCGUGAAGACAGAGCAAUAUUCGAACGGUGGCAAUAACGAUCUUGAUGUACGAGAUUACUUAGAGAACCCUCUUUUUCAGGAAGCGGGUUACAGUCUGCUUGGUCUUUCGUCUUCUCCUGGACCUCGUAUGCUAUAUUAGAUUCUCCAUGUCCUUUAGGUUUCCAGCUGUAGAACCAGGCCUUUGGAUUAUAUAUUCGGUCUUUUGUUCGUUUGUUCUUUUUUAUAUAUUUCAGAUUUUGUAAAAUACUUAUUUAUACAAAUAUUAUUAUUCCUAAAAUCCCAGAUCCUUUGUAGAUAAGACUUGCUAUUUCAAUUUUUAUAGAGUAAUAUGGCUGCCCAGGGAAGCACAGCCUUGCAAGAAAAGCUAUUAGUGGGAGUUUCACUGUUCGAUAUGAUGUCAUAAAUACGAAUGACAUUGUUUUAUCUGUUUUUGUGGAUGGGUACUUAUUUCUGUCUUUAUCAUUUAUCUUGUUACGGGUCCACGCUAUUAUUGAACUGUGAAAAUGACAGUUGGGAUGAGUUGCUACAUUUGGCAGGUUAGAGAGAAUCAGCAAUGUUAAAAAUAAUUUUAAAUUUUAAAUAUAAAAAUUUAUAC